Molecule: messenger RNA, 7206 nt
Organism: Drosophila obscura
Lineage: Eukaryota; Metazoa; Arthropoda; Insecta; Diptera; Drosophilidae
Gene: Ih
Biological process (GO): transmembrane transport; potassium ion transport
Cellular component (GO): membrane
Molecular function (GO): voltage-gated potassium channel activity
Source: RefSeq, a predicted model, not a curated record
AAUCACGAGGCUCAACAAACAAAACCAAAAAAACAGAAAGUUAACCCAAAAUAACCCAAAAAAAAAAAAUGCAAUGAAACGAAAAUCAACGUAACGUGCAGAAUUAUUUAAUCGACGCCAGAGGCCCCCUGGAAACGCCUCAAACAAAGGAAAAACGACAAAAAAAAAAAGCUAUGUGAAGAGGACAAAACUACGUAUAGAAAGUAAUAAUAGAGAACCAAUGUACCUGCAACAAUGAAAUUGAGCAAAUCUUAAACAACAAACCGAAAAACCAAACAAAAAAUCACCAGGAUAAAGAUUACUUUUAAAAAUAUACAAAGACACUCGCUAUAUACCAAAGUGCUAUAGUACAUAUACUCGUAAUCGAUAGGCAAUACAUUAUAUGAUAUAAACGCUACCCACAAACUACCCAUUUAAACCGUAGUUCGUUGACGUUUGUUCGCUGCUGGGAGGAUAACGAUACCGAUAAGGAUAGCGAUAGAGAGUAACCCCCUCCCCCAAUCAAUCGUUGGAUUGGAUCGUAGAGUAAUGGAACUAACCUCGUAGUUUGUAGAGAGACGUGCGUCUCCGCAAGUAGGAAGCAAAUCAAAUACUCGUAGCCGCAACAUUAACGCACUUAACGACUAACUAAAACUACCAAGUAGUUGCCUCUCUUAUAUACAAUAUAUAUAAUAUAUACACCUAAAAAGAUAUAUACAAGAUACCUAGCUGUAGCCGAACAUAUACGCCAAUCUAUAUAUCUACCUAUAUGGAUUUUAUUUUUAUAAAUUCGCUCGGGUGAGCAUCCUCCGAAGUACUCCCACUCCCAGCCACAGCCCCAGACCUCGACCUAGGCCUUUAAAAUUGCAUCUGAAUAAGUAACGAGGUCGAUUAAUGCAUUAAUUGGGUGGCGAAGGACACCACACCGCCACGCCAAGCCGCUCCAAGGAGAGACCACCCGGUCCGGUCCUUGCCCCCGCCCAGCCGCAUCCUCUCUCGCUCGCGUGUCGCUCGUGCUAGUAUCCAAGGAGAGAUACGUGCACACAGACACACAUACACAAUAUAUAUAUAUACAACAUAUAUAAGCAAAACUACCUGCUUUGGGUUUCCUGUGUGGCGCCUGCCUUGACGUAACUUUGGCCGUACAGCUGUAGAGGAGGGAGUAGCACCGAAACGCCUUAACCUGAGUCACUUCCAUCGCCCCACAGAGCGACCGCUACGCCAGAAAGCCAGAAAGCCAAACCUUGCCCGCUGUGCGUUCAUUAAACUUUCAUGACCAAACAUUAAAUUGCAAAGAGCAAAAGGAAGUAGAAGUGGAAGAGGAGAGGAGAUAAGAGGAGGAACCUCUCCCCAUUACCGUUCCAUAGCAUACAUUUCGGAGUAAGGAAACUCAGCCAAAGUGACAACGCUCCAUCAACCCCCCCGGCUCUGUUGUUGUUUGUUUGUGAUAAAUUAUUCACCGAUCCGGAUCCGGAUCUUGAUAACGCCCACCCAAUCCAGCCCAGCCCUUCUUGUUAUUCGGCCCCAGCUCCAGCCAGCUCCAGUUCCAGUUCCAGCUCCAGUUCCAGCCCCACCAUCACCUUAUACACCACCAAAAAAAAAAAAGAAACACAAUAACGAUACCGUAGAGGGAAAACGACAUUUAUAAUCCAAAGUACAAACGAAUAACCCCAAACAACGCUGCAACUCAAACUAAACUAUAAAUAGCAACAUAUGGUAUUAUUAUACAUACAAACCCAGCAGAUAUACCCAAUAGACACAUACCCUCAAGCAAACACCCGCAUAACGAAUAACGAAUCGGAAUCGAAACGAAGCGAAGCGAGGCGAUACGUGUACAACCGAAAGCAAUACAAGCAAGUGCUGUUAACUAUUUUAGGAGCUACCUUUUAGACAUUCAACCUACGUUACUUAACACCCAAGAACCCACCAACCAACCGAACCCCAAACCCCGGAAGGAGGACGACAAGCAGCAGGCAGUACAUGCAAUACAGUGAGAGUGAAACAGAUAGAGUAACACAACGAAAAGCAAUUUAUUUCCACGAUGUGUGACGACCUGUGUUAGUUAAUGCCAAAAAUCGAAACGAAAGUUGCACCCACACUCCACACCCAGACACUAACACUCACUUACCAAAAUCUACACCUACACCAACAACAUGCCCAUCACAGGGUUAAGAAUUGCAUCAGUCAUCGCGGGACGUGCAUUAUAGAACGGAGUACCCCAACAAAAAGCACCAACAACAACAGCAGCCACCACAUCAGGAGUUUAACGGUAACUGUUACGGAUAGAGGACGGCGGAUAGCGGGUAAAAGUCGAAAGCCGAAAGUGGCGAGAGAAGCGGAACUUCACCGUUACUCGAUGUGGUGCUAGUGGUGGCGACGUGACGGCGGCUGUGGUGACAGAAAAUGCACGUGAAACACACUCAGCGCCGAGUCAGCGGUCCUGGAGCAUUCGGAACCUUUACCAACGAUCAACGUGCCAGCCGCGACAACUUGUUCCCCGACGACCAUCAGCAGCAGCAGCAGCAACAGCAGCAGCAGCCUCCGCAGCGGCACUCACACUCGCACCAGCACUUGGUGCGGCAGUCUCUGAGCAGUCUCAGCCACGGCCAGGCGUCAUCCGGAUCCGGGCCAGCGGGGGAUGAGCAGCGGGCCCACCAGCAGCAGCACCAGCAGCAGCAGCACCGCCAUCGCAGCAGCAGCAGCCGGCUAUCGAGCGGCAUCUCGAAGCAGAACUCCAGCGACAGCCGCAGUGGACUGCGCAUCCUCGACAGCCACAGUCCGGUCAGCUGCGGCACGCAGAGCGUGAGCAGCACUGGCGGCCACUCGGCGCUCUACGAUGCCUGCCACGAGUACACGCGCAGCUUGAGUGCAGCUCCAACAGGCGAAACAGGAUCGGGCGCGGAAGCGGGCGGCAUAUCGUUGCUGAAGGGCCACUACAGUGACCAGCAGCUAGCGCAGCCAGAGCCAGAUCCGGAGCGAGACAGAGAUAGAGACCGAGCAGACCGAGAUAGAGAUCGAGAUAGAGAGCGGGAGAGACGCCAUCUGACCAAUCUCAAUCUUAAUCUGAACAGCGAGUACGACUACAGCGGCAGCGACAAGCAGCAGCUGGUGAACGAGACGUACAUCUUCAAGUGCAUCGCCAACAGUCCGUCGUUUCUGCGCACCAACAAGAUCAAGGAGCAGUCCAAGAAGCUGCGCAACCUCUCGCUGAAGACGCGCACGGCCAAGAAGAAGGGCCAGAUCAUCUCCAAGUCGAACGCGGUGUCGGACAACUCGCUGCAUCCGGGCGACAAGUACCUCAACUUGUAUCUGGUGGAGAAGAAGCACUCGCUGCAGCCGCAGGCGACAUCCACAUCGGCGUCCACAUCCACGCCCAAUCCCCACUCAGCAUCAGCCCCGGCCAGCUCAUCCUCAUCUUCCACGGCGACAGCUGCGCGUCCGCAGCAGUCCCAACAGCUUCCAGCCCUAUCCGCGGUUGCCGCACGCCAGCAGCAGCUGCUCCUCAACGGAUCCCUGAAGAGCAAGACGAAGACCUUCCCGGCGUACAGGGCGUCCGUGAAGAGUGAGAGCGAGAGCGAGUAUCGCGGCAGCGGCAGCAACACCAUUCCGACGACGGGAAAGAGUCCGCCGGUGCCGCACUCGCUGGCGGCCAAGAUAAGCAGCGGCAAGAACUGCAAUCUGCUGCAGAACGCCGGCAACAAGCAGCUCAGCGUCAGCAGCAACUCAUGCCACAAGCUGCAUGCCCACGGACACGGACAAGGACACGGACACGGCCAAUACGCGGGAGCACAAGCACACCAUCUGGCCUCAUCGCCCAAGAGCUCGGUGUCGAGCAACGGACACCUGAACAAGUACUGCCUGACAGACCUCACGCGCCGCAAGGCAGAGUUCAAUCGCCAGCUGAGCGCCCCCACGGACUACACGCACCACUCCUCCAGCAACGGGUCCCAGCAGGAGGGCUCCUCCGAGGCGGCCAAUGAGGCUGUGGGCGAGUCGACCAUCACUGUAGCCAGUGCGGGAGUGCUGGGAAACGGCGCCGGCCACGGCUAUCCGUACAUCCAUCAGGCCUCGGCCACUGCGCCGGCCAACCUCAAGGCGUCGCUGCAGCUGCACAACUUCGGUGUCCACCAUCCGUACCCGUAUCCGUCGCGUCCCACGUCCACCUCGUGCACGAACAGCUUCAACCGCCGCCACAUACGACGGCACAAGAGCAAGCUCGGCGACCGUGUGCUGAGCGGCGAUAGUGAGGAAUCGGUGCGCUGCUCAUAUUGCUCCGUCUUGAAUGUGAAUGAGAACGACUUGCGCAUUUCGUUUGAGAACACCUGCACCGACUCGCUGGUCACCGCUUUCGAUGAUGAGGCACUGCUAAUAUGCGACCAAGGAACCGAAAUGGUACACUUUGAUGACGUGUCGUUGUACGGCACUCCGAAAGAGGAGCCGAUGCCGAACAUACCGAUCGUGUCGGAAAAAGUCUCUGCGAAUUUCCUAAAAAGUCAAUUGCAAUCAUGGUUCCAGCCGACGGACAAUCGUCUGGCCAUGAAACUGUUUGGCAGCCGCAAGGCAUUGGUCAAGGAGCGCAUACGUCAGAAAACUUCCGGUCAUUGGGUCAUACAUCCGUGCAGUUCAUUCAGGUUUUACUGGGACCUUUGCAUGCUUUUAUUAUUAGUAGCAAAUCUUAUUAUCCUGCCAGUCGCAAUAUCAUUCUUCAACGAUGAUCUGAGCACACGAUGGAUUGCCUUCAACUGCCUAAGUGAUACUAUUUUUUUAAUAGAUAUUGUAGUCAAUUUUAGAACAGGAAUUAUGCAACAAGACAACGCUGAACAAGUAAUAUUGGAUCCAAAGCUUAUAGCUAAACACUAUUUAAGAACUUGGUUUUUUCUCGAUUUGAUUUCGUCGAUACCGCUAGAUUAUAUAUUUUUAAUUUUCAAUCAAGAUUUCUCUGAUUCUUUUCAAAUUUUGCAUGCCGGACGAGCACUGCGCAUCCUGCGCCUAGCUAAACUACUCUCCCUCGUCCGCCUGCUCCGGCUGUCCCGCCUCGUGCGCUACGUGUCCCAAUGGGAGGAGGUCUAUAUUCUGCAGAAUCUACAGAAAAAAAGUGCUGAUCGCAGAGGGAGAAUGAACAGAAAAGACAAAGAUGGCUUGACAAAAAGCAACCUAAUUCUCAAGUUCCUCAAUAUGGCCUCGGUGUUCAUGAGGAUCUUCAAUUUAAUUUGCAUGAUGCUCUUGAUCGGACACUGGAGCGGUUGCUUGCAGUUCUUAGUGCCAAUGUUGCAGGGUUUUCCAUCAAACUCCUGGGUAUCCAUCAACGAGUUGCAGGAAUCCUACUGGCUGGAGCAGUACUCGUGGGCAUUGUUUAAGGCCAUGUCGCACAUGCUGUGCAUAGGCUACGGCAGAUUUCCACCACAAUCACUGACAGACAUGUGGCUGACGAUGCUGUCGAUGAUAUCCGGCGCCACGUGUUACGCAUUGUUCCUGGGUCAUGCGACCAAUCUCAUCCAGAGCUUGGACUCCAGCAGGCGGCAAUACCGCGAGAAGGUCAAACAGGUGGAGGAGUACAUGGCCUACCGCAAGCUGCCGCGCGACAUGCGACAGCGCAUCACGGAAUACUUCGAGCAUCGGUACCAGGGUAAAUUCUUCGAUGAAGAGUUAAUCCUUGGCGAGUUGAGCGAGAAAUUGCGCGAGGAUGUCAUCAACUACAAUUGCAGAUCCCUCGUGGCGUCAGUGCCUUUUUUUGCUAAUGCCGAUUCGAAUUUCGUUUCUGACGUAGUUACCAAACUGAAAUACGAAGUUUUCCAACCAGGUGAUAUUAUCAUAAAGGAGGGUACGAUCGGUACGAAAAUGUACUUCAUACAGGAGGGCGUGGUGGACAUUGUCAUGGCCAAUGGCGAGGUUGCCACCUCACUAUCGGACGGAUCUUACUUCGGUGAGAUCUGUCUGCUGACCAAUGCGCGUCGUGUGGCCAGCGUGCGAGCCGAAACCUAUUGCAAUCUAUUCUCGUUGAGCGUGGAUCAUUUCAAUUGCGUGCUGGAUCAGUAUCCGCUGAUGCGCAAGACCAUGGAGACUGUGGCCGCCGAGCGGUUGAACAAGAUCGGCAAGAAUCCAAACAUAAUGCACCAAAAGGACGAGCAGCUGAGCAAUCCCGAGUCGAACACUAUUACGGCCGUGGUGAAUGCCCUGGCUGCCGAGGCCGAUGAAUGCAAAGAUGAUGACAUGGAUCUCAAGGAGAAUUUACUGCAUGGGUCAGAGUCGAGCAUUGCUGGGCCGGUGCAAACGAUACGCGAGGGUCUGCCCAGGCCUCGGAGCGGGGAGUUUCGUGCCCUGUUUGAGGGCAACACCCCAUGACACUGAGCCGCGGCGAUGACGAUGAAGAGCGGUGCUGGCGGGCAUCGGGCAUCCAUUUAAAAGGCAGUUUUGCAGGACACACACUCACCCACACCCACACAACACACACACAACUCACACAGACACAUGCGUAUAUAAUAAUUUAGUAAAUGAAACCCCGAGAAGCGAUAAGAAGAGUACACUAAAAAGAAUCAAUUUACGGUAGACACUAUAUAUGCAAUUGCGAUUUAGUAGAAAACAUUAAAAAACGAAAAAAAUCCAAAAAAAAAACAAAACAAUUACACAAAAAUGUCCUCAAUAAUUAUUCAUAAUUUCAGCUCCGCUAACUGUGAUGACUUUAAUAUAAGAAUCGAAAAAAAAAAAAAAAACAAUUACAUACAAAUAUAAAUUAUAUGAUAGAGAAAAACUCAGCAGCAGACAGAUCGGAAUCAGAAUCCGAUUCACACAGAUGCAGCCCCCACACCGCCAUAGAAGAGUUUGCCACACACACAAAACCACACACACACACACACACCCACAUACAAAUACACAGAGAGAGACAUACCUUAUAGGGAAUCUACAUCUAAGUUUUAUGCCCACGAUAUUGUAACGAUUAAGAAGUAAGUAGACUUCUGUGAAUUGCUACACAUAGGCGUUAGUCCUAUGGACCUACUACAGAACAUACACUACAUACACACACACACACACACACACCACUACACCUACAGGGUAACCAGACAGUCGAUAGACAGACAGACUGACCAACAGAUCCACAGACACGCAUCAACUUAUGAUAUAAAGAAGCAAAGAAAAGAGUGGAAGGCAUACCAAAACAUAUUUAUGCGCGUAGCUAUUAUGUACUCGAGCAACCAACAAAACAAACAAACAAAACAAACAAACAAACAA